AGGGGUAAGGAGGGGAGGGGCAGAUGUCCAGGCUCCCUUGGGCAGCUCGCGAUCACGACUCCUGUUUCCUUUGGCGUUAAUGGCAAACUGCUUUAUACGGUUGACUACAUUCGAUAGAUUAAUCGUCUAAAACCAGACAUCAGCAGCAAUAAUAUUAAUUUUACUGAAGCUGUUCAAAGGGAUCUCUUUUCAUCCGCCUCUCACCACACCACAGCUGAAGACGAGGAGAGGUUACUGUGAGCUGUGAAUCCCCGAUCGCGAUGACUUCCCUAAAUCCAGACAUAGUUGCUGAGAUAGAGCCCUGCCUCGAUCAUGCUGAGAUAUGUUCUUUGAUAUUUUUACUUUUUGACCACGAAGAAACUGCUCUUCAACACAUACAGCAGGAAAUACAAUCGACACGAAAGCAUAUACAAGUUCUUGAUAGUGCUCUUUAUAAACCUGCACAAAAAUUUCACGAAGGUGUGUUAGCAAAAUGGGCUAGACACGCCCACAAAGACCAUCACUGGCAGGAAAAAUUAUUAGAAGCACUGCUCAUCAUCAAAAAUUAUCAGAUCAUCAGACUAUUAGGCCAAAGCAAAGACAAGUUAGAUUCAAAGUAUUUGCCAAACCAAGUCAACACAUCCCAUCACGUAGAUUUGGUACGGAAGACUCUUUUUUUGCUAUUGGAAGAUUUAUCUAAUGAACAAUGGAAUCAAAUAAUGAUGAACUUGACUACAGUGGCAAGUAAUAACCAGAUAUCUAUUCCAUCAACGUGUUUUGAAAUUCGGGAGUGUUUUUUAGUGUUCCUAAUGACGAGAAAACUUCUACAACUUAAAACUAAGAAAUGCAGUAUGGAUUUUGUAAACAUCAGAAGUGCCUUAAAGUGUGCUAAUCUCUAUUACUGGUCUAACCAGCUAGAAAACCUGGAGAACCAUAUUAACAGGGUUGAAAUGUACCAUGAAGAAGACAAUGCUAAAGAAAAGGACAUAGACGGCUGCAACCUUCCUAGAUUCAAACUUGACUCAAAUCAAGGAACGAUUCUCAUAUUCAAUAUGGAGGACUAUCAGGCAGUGAUGGGAGAUAGGCCGCUUACUAAAAGGGAAGCCUCUCAAUUGGACUGUGAAAAGUUGGAGAGUACUUUCACUCUUUUAAGAUUUAAUGUGGUAAAAAAGAAAAAUUGUCCUUCUGCGCAAGUGCUCAGUGAAAUCCGAAAUUCUUUAAAAGAGUUUUGUAAAAAUGCUAAGCAAGAGAAAGUUGAGCGCUGCUUUAUUGUUGCCAUACUUGCUCAUGGGGUAAAAGAUGGGCUUUUGGGAAUAGAUGGCAAAUUAAUCGAGUGGGAAGACAUACGCAAGGAGAUGCGGAGUGUUGACACUGUUGGUCUCCCUAGGGUGCUUGUAAUUCAAGCUUGUAAAGGAAAUUCCCAGGUUGUUAAAGGAAAAGGGAAACUUGUAGUAGUAGAAGAUGGUCCUUCUAGCGACAAUAACACUUACCCUAGUAAUUUGAGAGAUCUAUUUGAGUUCUCUUCCAGUGUGUCUGGAUUUGCAGCAUUCAGGAGCCCAACACGUGGUUCUCUUUUUAUCCAAAGCUUUUGUAAAAACAUUCUUCUACAUGGAAGGAAACAUGAAGCAAAAGAAUUGUUAACUUUGAUUAACAUUGACUGUGAUAAAUUAAAUUUAGGUUGCAAUGGAAAGUCUGUACAGUCAACUUGUGAACUGAAAGUUUCUUCAACUAAAGCGCUUUUCUUAGAAGUUCCAGACGAAAAUAUUCACAGGGCAAAAGAACUUGUGCGUGAAUGGGAUCAGCUAAAUAAAAAGCAAGAACCCAAAGAAACAAUAAAGACAGAAAGAAGUUGUUGUUCUGUAAAGAAAACAAAGCAUGAAAGAUCUGAAAAUUGCAGAAGAAAGUGUGAUCCCAAUAAAGAGCAAGAUGACCCAUUCUUAAAAGAACUCAUUAAAAAGUUAAUGAGCAUGGAAGAAAAGUAGGGUAGAUAACUUUUCUCACAACUCCCUUACAAAAUUAAGAAUUGAGAAAUUUAUCCUUGUUAAGCAAUAUGUUAAUUUUUAAAAGGUUUUUUUAAUUUUACAUUAGAUCUGUAGAUUUUAUCUGUGUUGGGUUAUGUAUGUUGUUCUGUUGAUUUGUAUUAUUAAUUUUGAAUUUGUAAAUACUUUGCAUACAGUUCUUCUACAAUAUCUUUGCAGUAUCUGAGAAGUUACGAGUGCGCUGCGGCCAAGGUGUGCAGUAUUGCAAUCCAUUGUUCAAUCACAAAUGCAAAUGAAGGAGUUCAGAAUUGGGAUAUUUAUUUGCAUACAAUGAAGGUGUACUUAAAAAUAUUUGGAUGUAAAAGAAAAAAGCAAUGCAAUUCAAAGAAUAUACACAGAUCACAAUUU
Messenger RNA from Frankliniella occidentalis (western flower thrips), 2366 nucleotides. Its product is annotated as caspase-8. The transcript has 11 exons. Gene Ontology annotation, biological process: proteolysis. The record is from RefSeq and is a predicted model, not a curated record. NCBI's taxonomy places the organism in Eukaryota, Metazoa, Arthropoda, Insecta, Thysanoptera, Thripidae. Gene Ontology annotation, molecular function: cysteine-type endopeptidase activity. The coding region runs from base 261 to 1961 and encodes 566 amino acids.